Molecule: messenger RNA, 920 nt
Organism: Daucus carota subsp. sativus
Lineage: Eukaryota; Viridiplantae; Streptophyta; Magnoliopsida; Apiales; Apiaceae
Exons: 4
Coding region: 114-635 (173 amino acids)
Biological process (GO): translation
Cellular component (GO): ribosome
Molecular function (GO): structural constituent of ribosome
Source: RefSeq, a predicted model, not a curated record
UCUUUGUCGAAAACCUAAAUUACAAGUUUACAAGUCCCAAUUACAAAAUCUACGCCCAGAAACUAAAAACCCAAAAUCAUUUCAAUUAGUAAAACCCCAUUUCGGAUCCAAAGAUGCAGAGAUGGUGCUCCAAGCUCCGAUCACUUUCCGCCGCCGCUAACCACCGCACAACCACCACCACCAUUACUCCUCUCACUCACUCAAAUCGACUUCUCCACUCUUCUAACACUCCUAAUCAUUUCAUUCACAAACCCCUUUCUAUUUCUUCUAUUUUUAAUCCCCCUUUUGUUGCCCCUUUAAAAUCAAGCCUCUCACUCUUUAAUCAUGCUUCUCCAAGCAGUUUAACAUUGAUACAAGUGAGGCAUUGGACUUUAAAACAAAGGAAAAGAACAUUGAAGCUCAGGAGGCCGGCUACUCCUAUUGUCUCCAAGGUGAAGAAAAUCAAAAUGAAACCCUAUUCGUCAUACAAGGGAAGAUUUAGGCUUAUGAAUGAUGGGCUGAUUAGACGUUGGAAGGAGGGGAAAAGGCACAAUGCACAUUUGAAGUCAAAGAAAUCCAAACGUAGACUCAGGCAACCUGGCAUUGUUCCAGCGGCUUAUGCAACAGUGAUGAAGAAGCUAAAUUUUGGCGGCUAAAUUUGAAUAAUCUGGCACUACCAAUAUGGAUUAAAAGAAGUAUUUAGGUGGCUGUACUCUAGUUUUAGAUGACAACUGCGGAGCAAGGAAAUUGAGAAUGUUUUGUUCAUUUUAGUUGUUGCAGGAUAAUCCUUGCCAUCACUUGAUUUUCUAAAAUCAGUGAUAAAAAUGAUUUGUUAUGAUUUUUGAAAAAGAAUUGUAUUGACGACACGGGAUGUCAUUGUGUUCAGAAAGUGUACAAUCUGGUACUUAUUUAAUCUUUUAUAAUAAUUUACUGCAUCGUUA